UCUACCUAAAGCUUUGACAAGCAGGACGGAGAAGAGACAAGCAUUUGAAAUAGGAGGCCCAUGGAGAAGUUUAAGCCUUUGCUGGACCUGCAAAUCAAGCACCGCACCUCGCUGCUCUAUGGCCUCACCAGCCUGCUGACCGCGGGCGGCGAGCGCCUCUUCUCCACGGUGGUGUUCCAGUGCCCCUGCACCGCUGCCUGGAACCUGUGCUAUAGCUUGGUCUUCCUGCUGGUGCCAGCGCUCGUGCUCUUCCUCCUGGGCUAUUUGCUUAGUGCACGAACUUGGCACGUGCUGACCGGCUGCUGUGCCUCGAGCACCCGCGCAAAAUGCCCCUCAGGGUGUCGCGGCGCCCUGGUGUUGUUGAAGCUCACCGCCUCUGCAGCUUUCGUGCCACUCACCUGGGUGGCCGUGGCGCUGCUGGGCGGCUCCUUCUAUGAGUGUGCAGCCAGCGGAAGCAAGAUCCUUGCACGGCGCUUGUGCCAGAAAAUCUCUCAGUGCCAGAAUGUCUCCUCUCACUGCUACAAUGUCUCCUCUCAGUGCCUGGAGCAGCUGCCGCUGGUGCCUUGCUCCCAAGCCAAGGAGUCCAGCGUGCAGGACCUCCUGAAGGAUCUCAAGGCUGAGUCUCAGGUGUUCGGCUGGAUCCUGAUAGCAGUUAUUAUCAUCGUCUUCCUGCUUUUGACAGCAGUCUCUCGAUGCCUAUCUCCAGUUAGUUUUCUGCAGCUGAAAUUCUGGAAAAUCUAUUUGGAACAGGAGCAGCAGAUCCUUAAAAGUCAAGCCACAGAGCAUGCAACAGCAUUGGCAAAAGAGAAUGUCACAUGUUUCUUUGAGAGCUCGCAUGCAAAGGAAAUCCACAUUCCAAGCAUUAAAGAAUGGCAGCAGAUUUCAUCACUACAUACUUUCAAUCCGAAAGACCCGUACUACAGCAUGUUGCACAAAUAUGUUAACAGAAAAGAGAUGAGUCACAGUAUCAGGUUUUGUGAAGGUGAUGAGGUGGUUCCUGAACCUGGCUCUGUGGAUUUAGCUGGUAUAAGCACCACUAGAGAUUUAUAACCUUAAAAAAAUCUUUCGCAAGCUUCACUUUCUUCGGAGACCAUCUCCAGCUAGUUCAGGGGCCCCAAGGUGUGAGAGGUGUCGACGCUUGAAGAAACGAGAGACACACUCACAGCAAGGCUGAUGGCAUGGCUCUGGCUCAGACUUUAUUUUUAUAUCAUGUUGCGUAAUGAUUCUUUCUUCUUACAAUAACAAGUUUGUUGUUCACUUUCUUCUAGUUAUAACUUCUUUGAUUUCCAAGGGCAUAUUCAGAGCAUGGGUUACAACCAUAGACAGGUGCGAGAUAAUGGGCUUCCCACACAAGCCAAGGUUUGGAGUGCUGUCCAGCUAUGCAGAAAUUGGCUACACAAGCUAGAGUAUUACCUUCCUAAUCUAAUCUUUCCUAGGAGCCCCAAGUUCAAAGCAGGCCCUUUUUAAAAUGUAUCCCCUCUUUGCAGUUCUUUCUGUAACUCUAAUUUCUUUAUUGUACUUAUUCAAAAGUUCACUUAAAUCUAUUCUACAGUUUUGACCUCCUAACCAUUGUAGUAUUUGUAGCAUAUAUUGAAUUAAAGCUUUAUUAACAUUUGCCUUUUUUUUUUUUUUUUGGUGGGAGGUAUAUACCAGGGAGCGUGUUGCCUUUUAAUUCUUUUCCACAAACAGCUCAGCCUUGCAUAAAGCAUUAACCCUUUUUCCUACACUAACAUUCUGCUUGAUUAAAAUUCUACAAAGCAAUGGACAUUUUGGAGGUUAUGAGACUAAGUGCUCUUCCCUAAAAUUAGGAAUACAGCAAUCAUUAGCAGGAAGCUCUGGCUUUCUUAGGCAGAGUAUAGUUCCCAACAAACCUAAAACCACCACAAGGACUGCAGCUGUCAUUCUCAUGCCUUGCUGAGACAGACCUUCUGCUGUGACCUUGUCAGCCAGCUGAAGUUGUCUUGGCCUCACCAACAUUCUUAAAAAUAUAUUGAUAUUGCUUAUGACUGUCUUUUUUCUUUCCAUAUUGUAGUCAUUUAGAUCUGAAAUUAAAAUGUGGAGAUUAGGGGCUAACACUGUGGUGUAGCUGGUAAAGCCACCUCCUACAGUGCUGGUAUCCUUUAUGUGCACAGCUAUGUCUUUCGUGGCCAUCUGAGGAGUGAAUAAGUAGAUGCAAGACCUCUCUUUCUCUCUCUGUAUAACUCUGACUUUCAAAUAAAGAAAUAAAUCUAAAAAAUGGAGAUUAAUAUAUAUUUUGACAAGCAGAGUUAGACAGAGAGAGAGAGACAGAGAGAGAGUUAUAGACAGAGAGAGAGACAGAGAGAAAGGUCUACCUUCCAUUGAUUCCCUCCCCUAAUGGCCACCACUGCGCCGAUCCGAAGCCAGGAGCCAGGUGCUUCCUCCCGGUCUCCCAUGCGGGUAUAGGGACCCAAGCACUUGAGCCAUUUUCACUGCCCUCCUGGGCCACAGCAGAGAGCUGGACUGGAAGAGGAGUAACCGGGAGUAGUACCUGGCAGCCCAACUGGGACUAGAACCCCGGGGUGCCUGCACCGCAGGUGGAGGGUUGGCAAGUGAACCACAACGCCAGCCAGAGAUUAAUAUCUUUAUUAAUUAUUCAACAAAUAAGGCAAAACACACACACAC
Oryctolagus cuniculus (rabbit) is the source of this 2643-nucleotide messenger RNA. Its product is annotated as calcium homeostasis modulator protein 6-like. Gene Ontology annotation, molecular function: monoatomic cation channel activity. Gene Ontology annotation, cellular component: plasma membrane. The record is from RefSeq and is a predicted model, not a curated record. NCBI's taxonomy places the organism in Eukaryota, Metazoa, Chordata, Mammalia, Lagomorpha, Leporidae.